This is a messenger RNA of Penaeus chinensis, 3455 nucleotides long. RefSeq names its product G-protein coupled receptor moody-like. The record is from RefSeq and is a predicted model, not a curated record. Lineage: Eukaryota; Metazoa; Arthropoda; Malacostraca; Decapoda; Penaeidae. The coding region runs from base 900 to 3275 and encodes 791 amino acids. Gene Ontology annotation, biological process: G protein-coupled receptor signaling pathway. The transcript has 13 exons. Gene Ontology annotation, cellular component: membrane. Gene Ontology annotation, molecular function: G protein-coupled receptor activity.
GGCAGUUGGCAUCACACUCCCUUGGUAAGAACCGACCUCGUUAAGGAGGGCAUUCGAAGGGCGCGCGUGUUUUGUUUAGUUCUUCUCCGUGCGCAGUGUGUGUGUCUUUUGUUUUCUCCGACUUCUUCGUGCGCAAUCGUCACCGCCAACAGACUGACUAAUCCUACUCAAGUUGGUCUGACGGGAGUUGGCUGAGUCAGCAGAGAGUCAGAGAGCGCUUCGCUGACCUAAUUCGAGUUGGUGACCGGACAAGGAGCUUUAGUGUCUGCAAGAGUCAGGAGUCCUUGGAGUCAGGAGUCAGCAGUGUCAGCAAAAAUCAGACGAGGACUCACGAUCUUCCCACUCGCACCCCGAAAGUCAGCAAGUGUCAGAACAAGACUUCUCGGCUGACCAAUAGCUUUCUAAGCGGACGUGACGCGCCGGGGACAGCCACCAGAGUCAGGGCGCGAGCUACAAAUUACCUCUUGUCCAGCGGGCCCAGAGAGGAAGCCACUUGCCUGUGUUUGUUGUUCUUGUUGUAAUCGUCUCACUUUGGGUGUUCUUUUUGCAAAUAAAAAGGAAAGUGAAGAAGAAAGAAAAAAGAAAUGACACAGAUAUACGUAUAAAUAACAGAGAAAAGAGAGAGAGAGAAAAAAAAACAGUAACAGUGCAUAAAAAAGGAAAAGUUGACAGACUCAUUAACUCGAGAGUGAUUCGGACGCUGCUUCGAAUUCCCCUCACGCCAUCGCUUCUUUGUUAAACCCAGUGCAUUAACCGGCUAAUAAAGUAGCGAUGAACUGAACAAAGACCCCAUCCUGUGACGCUGCUACAGAACCCCAAGUAGUCAGUCCCCUUCGCUACCUGGGAUAUCCGCCGGGGUUGUGAACGUCAGAGGCGAAAACUUGCGUCCGGCGAAAAGGAUGGACCACCUAGCCACGCCCCAGAAGUACCCGGAUGUCGAGUACCACAACAUGACGUGGGAAGCUUACCGUCAGCCCGAGGACGAGUCGGAGAUAGCGAAGAUGUCCCGCGGGGUAGCCACCUCGAUCGCGGUCCUCUUCAUCGGCUACAUGAUCUUAGGCCUCACCGGGAACUUCCUGACGAUCCUUGCCCUCCUGAGGUGCCCUCGAGUCCGAAACGUCACGGCCGCCUUCAUCAUCAGCCUGUGCGUCGCGGAUUUCCUGUUCUGCGUGCUGGUUCUGCCGUGGGAGGUGUCGCGGUUCUUGGCUGGGAAGUGGAUUUGGGGCGAAGGCUGGAUCUGCACGCUGUUCCCGCUGCUCAGAUACUGGAAUGUAGCCGUGUCUCUGCUCUCGAUCGCUAUGAUUACCAUUAACAGGUACAUAAUGAUAGCCCACUUUAGCGUCUAUAAGUCCGUGUACAGGAAGGGAUGGAUCGCCCUUAUGAUCGCCUUCUGCUGGGUCUUCGCCUUCGUCAUGCUGCUGCCGACGCUCCUGAAGAAGUGGGGGAGGUUCGGAUUCGACGCCCGCCUGCAGACGUGUUCGAUCCUCGACGACAACAAUAAAUCCCCGAAGCAGGUGUUGUUUGGGAUCGGAUUCUGUGUUCCGGCCAUCAUCAUCGUCAUUUGUUACUCGCUUAUAUUCUUCGUCAUUCACAAAUCCGAGAUGAGGAUGCGGCACCACAGCACGCGGGGCAUGAACGGGACGCACUCCGGGCCUCCUCUGCAGAGCCAAGUCAGAGGCACGGGAAAGAUGGAACGCGAAGCCCGGAGGAGAAGGAACGAAUGGAGAAUUACAAAGAUGGUACUUAUUAUCUUUAUCGCUUUCCUGGUGACGUACCUGCCCAUUACCCUUGUCAAGAAUCUGGAUAAGAAGGUGAACUAUCCAGGUCUUCACGUCCUCGGCUACGUCCUUAUCUACAUUUCGUCGUGCAUUAACCCGGUCAUUUACGUCAUCAUGAACAGGCAGUACAGACAAGCUUACAAGACUGUCCUCCUGUGCAAGCGACCUCGACUGCCCUCCCUUACGUCAUCGCAUUCAGAGUUGCCCAAAGGGUCGGCGAGUCGCAGGUUUGCCUCAUCAAGGUGCAGUAGUUGCAUGUCUCGGGGCUCGCUCGGGGGCAGCGCGAGGGUGACGCCCCCCCAGCAUGACCUCGGCCGCCCUCGCCCGCUGUCCUUGCAUGAUGACCUUUGCCUUCGUAAAAAGCAGCCGUUCCGUUCUAGGCUCCUGGGCUCCGAGACGCCCCACACCCUCAGCGUGGAAAUGGUGUCCUUGGACGGGUUCAGGACGCUCGAGUCCGUCAGGUCCAGCCACGUGCUGAGGGGCGGCGCCAAGACCAGGUGCCCCGCGUGCCAGGCCAGGAGGAGUACCCAGACCAGCUCCCUCAGGAACACCCAAAGGAUCUCCUUCUUCAACUCGGACUUCGGGGGCCGCAAGCUCAGCAGGGACGAGUGCCAGGACCUCGAGUGCAAUUCCAAGGCCUUCCUCGACCACCUCCUGAAGGUGGAGGCCUCCUCGAGCACCGAAACCCCCUCGUCGUCGAGAUCGCACAGCCCGAAGGAAUCCAGGAAGCGAGAAAAGGAAGAAAACGGAAGGGAAGCGAGCGACGAUAGUAAUCGCGAGUUCAAGGAAGACAAAGUCCUUCCCGCCGCCGCCACUCGCGCCCCGCCGACCGCCGCCCAGAAGCCAGAGCCACAGAGGCCCAGCCAGAGGGAGACUGCAGACCCAGCGCCCGCGGGAAAGACCGCAAGACCCGUCCCUCCAGCCAAGACACACAGAUACUCCACUACCUCCUCGGACUCGAACUCAGACGCGACCUCCCCCUCGAGCAGCGGCGAGACGAGGGGCCAAACCGCCGCCUCUUCCUCGCCCUCGUCCACGGAAUCGAGCCUCAGCGACGUUGACCCAACAGACGUCCUCAUCCGCCCCAAGAACGCCGACGUCUCCAGCGACCUCCUGGCUGAAGUCAGUCGAGGAAUCUACGACAAGCACGCUUCGUGGGCGCCCUGGGUACCUGACCUCUUCCCGCAUGAAGACAGUACCAUUAUCGAAAACAAAUCCGUUAGUGAAGACAAAGCCAUUAGCAAAAACAAAUCCAUUAGCGAAGACAAGUCCAUUAGUGAAGACCAAUCCAUUAGCGAAGACCAAUCUAUUAACGGAGACAAAUCCAUUAGCGAAGACAAAUCCAUUAACGAAGACAAUACCGAUAGCGAAGACAGUUCCAUUUUCGAAACAGAAGUGCAUGACAAAAACGGGGUUCCGGAGAAUGUGCAUGAUGGGACUAAUGAAUUGCAUGACGGCUGUAUAGAAGGCUAUGAUAAUUUGAGUUACGUGGACUAGUCAGAUCUGGCCUUUGCAUGACUAACCUGAUAAGCUAACGAGCGAGGGAAGGCCAGGAACAGGGCAGCGGUUGAGGAGCUGAAUGACAAGACGCUCAUGUCACAAGUCUCCCUGUCUGACGCAGCUGCCAUGCCCGAGUGUCAUGAGCUGCCGGAGGUCUUCGUCGACAAAUAAGGAACG